UAACAAAAACUGUUAGCACGAUAAUGACAAUGACGGUGUUACUCCUCUCGAACGUCUGUUGAAUAGGAAUAGCUAAAGUUACUUAAAAUCCUUUAAAAUUACGAAAGUUUGUUCACCUAUGAAGCGGUCAAUCCUAGCUUGUGACGUACGUAUAAAGAACUCGGGCGAAGAAUCCAAACAAACAGGCGAUUGCUAUAGGUACAUAGUCCGAUAAGUCUACGGUUACAAAGGCGUUACCAUUUAGAGUAUUACCCUCAUUCCAGGAACCACCAUUUACGAUGUCGUCUCGAGUGCUGUUGCUGGGCUUGCUACUUUUUAAUAGCUAUUUUAUUGGGAUACAUGCUGUGGAUAGAGUGUACUACGUAGGAGCUGUCGAGGGGUAUUGGGACUAUGCACCGUCUGGUUCGAACAUAAUCACAGGAAAAAAUAUCAUUAAUGGAAGAAAACAAUUCACAUAUAAAGUAAAAAUUCAUGUUUGUGGUCCACAGCGCAUUGGUCGAGUUUACAAGAAAGCAUUUUACAAAGAGUUUACAGACAAGACCUUCACUACUCAGGUAAAGUCUCCGUCAUGGCUUGGAUUCACUGGGCCUAUAUUGAGGGGAGAGGUUGACGACGUCAUCGUGAUCCAUUUUAAGAACUUAGCAACGAAACCCUACACUAUGCAUCCUCAUGGAGUAUUCUAUGAAAAAUCAUCAGAAGGUGCAAUCUAUAAUGAUGGUACUGCUGGAGAAGAUAAGAAAGACGACAAGGUAGAACCAGGUGGAACUCACACAUACAAGUGGGAAGUACACCAGAGGACGGGACCUACAAAAGACGGUAGUAAUUGCAUCCCAUGGGUCUAUCACUCUCAUUAUGAGAGUGUCAGCGAAGAAGCGGCGGGGCUGGUUGGAACCAUCCUUGCGUGUCGAAAAGGAACGCUUACUAAAGAUGGUCGUUCGCGGCAAGAUAUCGAUAGAGAGUUUGUGCUUCUAUUUACUGUAACAGAUGAAAACCUGAGUGUGUACUUCGAUGAUAACUUCAAAGAAUUUGUUGAUGACGAAUCAGUCAAUAAAGAGGAUGAAAACUUCAUGCAAAGUAACAUGAUGGACAACAUUAAUGGCUAUAUGUACGGAAAUACGCCGGGUCUUGAUCUAUGUUACGGAGACACUGCCGACUGGCAUGUGAUGGUAUUUGGAACUGAGCAAGACAUACAUACACUGAACUUCAAUGGAAACUUUUUGGAAUUUAGAGGGCGCCGAGCUGACGGUCUUGGCGUUUCACCUGGAGCCAUGGUAACGGCAACUAUGUUUGCAUCUAAUCCUGGCACCUGGUUGGUAGACUCUGGCGUUACCACGCACUACACAGCUGGAUCUUUAGCACUGUACACGGUAAAUGAAAAUUGUGGUUUAAAGCAAACAAUUGAAAAACUGUCUGGCGUUGUCAGGAAAUAUUAUAUAUCUGCCGAGACGGUCGAGUGGAACUAUGCACCAUCCGGAGAGGAUAUGUAUAACGGCGGCAACUUAACGGACCCAGAAAAAGACAGUGCGCACUUUUUUGAACAAAGUAAUACUAGAAUCGGUGGCACAUACUACAAAACAAGAUAUUUUGCCUACACUGAUGAAAGCUUUACUAUGAAGAUCGAUCCAAAAUCGGGUGAAGAACACAUGGGCAUUCUAGGUCCUGCUAUUCGAGCCGAAGUUGGAGACACGAUAGAAGUGAUGUUUAAAAACAUGGCCUCCCAGCCGCUUAGUAUUCAUCCACAUGGAGUUUUCUACGACAAGCAGAAUGAGGGACAACUGUACGGCACCAAAUACAGCACAGAGUGCAGCAGUGUAACUACCAACAACACGUGUGCAUACUCAUGGACUGUUCCAGAAUAUGUGGGACCGACGGAAAAUGACGGCGAUUGCUUAUCUUGGAUGUAUUAUUCUGCCGUUGACAUUCAAAUGGACUUAUUUACUGGGCUAGUUGGGCCACUGGUGGUCUGCAGACCGGGAACGCUUGACGCCACUGGAAUGAAGAAUACAAAGGUUGAUCGAGAGUAUUUUCUAUUCUUUACAACAUUCGACGAGAAUUUAAGCCACCUUCUAGCAGAGAAUGUAGAAUUCUGCAAAGAGCCGGGUGCAGUUGAUUUAGACGAUCCAGAUUUCAUCUCCUCUAAUCAAAUGGCUUGUGAGUACUGUACAUUAAUGUUUUACUACCAUGAUUAUCAUAUUAUGUUAUAUUGUUUGCAUAUAUCUUAUAUAUUGCCUAAUUUUGAUAUUGAAUUGAAAGACCAUAGUGCCAGUUUUGCCUGUAUUUUUCAAAAGAACUUUCAUGUAAAUGGCGGGGUUUUUUGGUCUUGCGAUUCUAUUUAUACACUAACACAUUGUGCACACCGGGCUAGUCUUCCUACACUUCCUAAGUGUGGAGAUCUCAAUGGCCUAACAUUUCCAGAAUCAAACUAUUGUGCGGGUGAAACUAUUAUGUGGCAUCUUAUGGACCUUGGCAAAGAAACGGAUGAAAACACUGUCUAUUUCCACGGCCAUACGUUUUUUAAUGACGGUUCCCGCUCCGACACUGUAAUGUUGUUUCCUGGCCUUUAUAAGACAAUUACAAUGGAAACGUCUAAAAUAGGAAAGUGGGCGAUUGAAUCGCAAACGUACGACCACUUUAAAAACGGAAUGCAAGCCAUGUAUACUGUCAAUGACUGUCCGGAAUCUAACACCAUUAAGGUGGAAUUCACCGGCGUAGAUAGGGUCCACUAUAUCGCCGCCAUCGAACAGGAGUGGGACUAUGCCGAAGAUAUGUACGACGGGAUACACGACAUCAGUUUAGUUGAUUCCCGAAGUAAUGGGUACAUUUUUGUAAAUCGUGGAGAUACCUUUAUUGGACACAAAUACAAAAAGGCUAUAUUCAGAGAAUUUACGGAUAGUACUUUCACCACUGAGAUACCGAGAAACCCUGAUGGAAUUCAUCUUGGCAUUCUUGGUCCAAUUCUACGAAUGAAUGUUGGGGACAGGCUCAGGGUUGUUUUUAAAAAUCUAGCAAGUUUCCCCAGACGAUAUUCAUUCCAUGCACACGGAGCUUCUUACGACAAAACAACGGAAGGUGCAUUGUAUAACGACGGCUCUUACAGUAAAGGCGAUGGAAUCUUACCCGGUGAAUCGUAUACAUAUCAAUGGGUUGUUCCGAGUACAGCAGGACCUAGUGAAGAUGAAUCGACCUGCAAAACUUGGGCAUAUUACUCUAGCGUUGAUCCAGUCCGAGACAUCAAUUCUGGUUUGAUAGGUCCGCUUAUUAUCUGUAGGCCCGACACCAUAGCAAUAGACGGAAGCCGGAGUGAUGUUGAUAGAGAAUUUGCGGUGCUGUUUACUGUGAUGGAUGAAAAUAAAAGCUGGUAUCUUGAAGAAAACAUCAAUACAUACUGCUUCAAGCCGGAAGAAGUCGACGUAGAAGAUGGCGACUUCGAAGAGAGUAAUCUCAUGCAUGGUAUAAAUGGUCGCAUUUAUGGAAACCUUCGUGGCAUUGAAAUGACUGUCAAUCAACGAGUUGAUUGGUACAUUAUUGGCGUCGGUAAUGAGGUGGACGUGCAUUCUGUACAUUUUCACGGGCAGACUGCCAUAUACAAGCACGCGACCGUACAAAACGUUGAUGUUUUUGAGCUCUAUCCUGGUGUUUUCCAGACAAUGGAGAUGGUUGCUGAUGAUCCCGGUCAAUGGUUGUUACAUUGUCACGUGAAUGAUCAUUUAGCAGCAGGCAUGGAGACUACCUAUACAGUAUAUUACGAAAAUCCGAUAGCGGGGGAGGAGGAGUCUAAUAAACCAGUCGGAUUGAUAAUCUCGACUUCAAUUCUGGCCACUGCUUGUGUUAUCUUAGUUAUCUAUAUCGUCUUUAUGAGCCGUACAAGUAGAGAGAAUCAUAAGGAGAGUACCGUUUAUGUCAACAGGUCCAAUCCUAAAUUUUAAUGCAUGUAAAGCAAGGAUGGCAGUAUAUUAUAAGCUUUUCAUGAUCGAGAAGGAUAGAGACGAAUGCAGAAUAGUUGUAUCAGAAGUAUGAACCGACGUAGGUUGUUCAUAGUAGGCCUAACUUUAUCCUGAGAGUGUAUAGUGAUUAUCUGUAUACACACAUUAGACAAAAUGCGUGCGGCCAUCUGCCAUUAACAUAAUGCAUAUUUUCUAUCUUUUGAUGAUUAUAGUAGGCCUAUUUAAAUACAUUCUACUAAAGAUUCAGUAAACAGUAGUAUACGGUAUUUACUGUAUACAGAAUCGUCAUUUUAGCUCCUGUCGUUGUGGAAUGAUGUGAACAUGGUGUUACUAAGCACCACUCUACGGCUGCUACAGUAGUCACGAACCAUGUUUAAGCAACUUAGCGUAAUGACAUUUACAGUUACUUGUUAUUUUUGUACUUUUCAUAAUGUUGUGCAGUUACAGUUUUUUUAGUAAGAAUAUAAAUCAAGCAACUCACUAAGCAAAAACUCUACUUCCAACCGUUUUAUUGAAUAUCAUAAACGUCAAAAUGUAUUACAAUGACACCUACUCAAAACAAAUACUCACAAUUAGUAAACAAUUCAAAGAACAUCUUUAAGUUUCAUCAAAUAUUUUGAGGGAUGAUUAAAGAGCAUCAUAAAUAGUUAUCAAAAUAAUACACGAAGAUUAGUUUUAGCUCCCGAUACAUACUAAGCUAGUUGCCUUAUAUAUUAACACUUACAAUAAUCAUUAAAAACAAAAUUAUGUUGAUUAUAAUGUUUAACAUAAUAGUACUGGUUUUGAAACAAGUGGUGACUGAAAUUUAUAACACUCUGAUAAAAACAUAAGUUUUCUGAAUGCAAAUAAUAAAUGUUAUAAACAGAGAUCAUUCCAUUAUCAAUGAUUAUUGAUAAUUUUGUCAUAAAAAAUACAAAAUGUUCUUUAGAAUAUAAAGACGAGAUAUCUCAGUAUACCCAAAGAAUUGGGACAACAUCAAUUGCACAUACCUUGUUUUGGCAAGUUGAUGGGAUUAUCGUUGGUAAAGUCAUUCAGAAUAAAUUAGCAUAAUAACUCACAUAUAAAAACCGUCUUUUACAGUAAAAAUAUUGUUUCAAUGUUAGAAAUUUUGAUAGAAUGAUUAUCAAUUUUAGUGACUUACUUCUUAAUUACCAGCGCUCAUGCACAAAUUUUACGUUAUAAAAACGUUGCAGUUUGGUGUUCAAAGAUUUUAAAAACCAUGAAUACGUAUUUCUAAUGUAAUUUCUGACCAACUAAAUUUGCUGCAACGCUUGGUUACGUUAUUAUUCGACAUAAUCUAACCACACCUUUAACAAUGUUUAGUCAAUUAAGGCGUAAAGUGGGUCCACCCUAAAAUUGUCCCGAACUGUUUGAAAAUCUUGGCUACGGCAUUGAUGAGGUCAUAUACAUAUACAAACACAUACAGCUUCAUGAAAUAUAGGCCCUAUAGGAAAAAAUCUCCUUUUUGACUCAAUUGUCAAUCAUUUUCAACAGAUCAUUACCGAUAGAUUAUAUUUACUAGUUUUACUUUACCAGAGGAUGAACAAUUAUCAACUCUUCUGUAGUCAUUGUUUCAAAAUUACAUCGCCUUAAUCAAAUUAUGUGUUAUUGAUAUUUAGAUUAAUUUCAUGAAUUGUAAUAAUAAUAAUAAUAAUAAUAAUAAUUAAAUGAUAAUGACGAUGAAGAUAAUGAUGAUUAUACGUUUUGUGAGUCUAUUUAUAAAUAAAUGUGCAUAGGACUAGUUAAAACUGUAAACGAACUAAAGUAAUACAUAUAGAAUGAUAUGCGUAAAUGAAUGAUAUGUUGGCUUACCAAGAGUGGAAAAAUAUAUAUCUUAAACUUUCACCCUUUUUAAACUUUCGUGUCAACCACAAAUGAAUCGGAGUAUGUAGAGAAAUGACAAUUGCAUAGGCGGCGAUGAGUCUGAUUUCGAUAAUGUCAAGUAUUUCCAAUAAACACUUUAUUAUUUCCAA
Molecule: messenger RNA, 5917 nt
Organism: Anneissia japonica
Lineage: Eukaryota; Metazoa; Echinodermata; Crinoidea; Comatulida; Comatulidae
Product: hephaestin-like protein
Exons: 16
Coding region: 279-3926 (1215 amino acids)
Biological process (GO): iron ion transport
Cellular component (GO): plasma membrane
Molecular function (GO): copper ion binding; oxidoreductase activity
Source: RefSeq, a predicted model, not a curated record